This is a messenger RNA of Eimeria necatrix, 999 nucleotides long. RefSeq lists its product as hypothetical. NCBI's taxonomy places the organism in Eukaryota, Apicomplexa, Conoidasida, Eucoccidiorida, Eimeriidae. The coding region runs from base 1 to 999 and encodes 332 amino acids. The transcript has a single exon. The record is from RefSeq and is a predicted model, not a curated record.
AUGAGGGCUACAGGUUGGAGAGCCCGAGGGAGGCGCCGUCACCUGGGUCACUUGUAUGGUUUUAUUUGUUUCGGCUGCGCUGCCCUCUUGCUUUUUUGCCUUUUCAAAGAAAAUGUGUACGUGUCCGGACUUUUGGCUGAAGUUUCUGGGGCUCCCCAGCCUCAUACAUUUCUCAGAGGGGUCUUCGAGCCCUUUACGGGUUUUGGGAUGAACAACACUGAGAAAGAGAAUGAGCAUAGAGCUAGUGAGAGUGCACCCCCUCAAAAUCAGUCUGAGGACGCUCCAAAUGGGGGAAAGCAGGAUUCAUUUACUUUACGUAAGGCCGCCUUACGUGCACCAGGGGGCUCAUCGAAGCAAAAGCUGCCCCUAGGGACCAUUUGGCCUACAGAAGAGAAAGAGGAACUCGAGGAAGAGUUUCUUUUCUUCGCAACUCGCGCACUUCAAGAGCGACCCUCACGCCGCCCACGCGGAGCUUCCGCUACCAGAACUACAACGACUGCAGAGGGACAGACAACAACAGCAGAGGGACAGGCAACAACAGCAGAGGGGCAGACAACAACAGCAGAGGGGCAGGCAACAACAGCAGAAGGGCAAACAACGACAGCAGAAGGGCAAACAACGACACGCAGCAGAGGCCGGCCUACUACGCGGACAACAGGAAGAGCGACGACGACAACGACGAAGACAACGACGAAGACAACGACGAAGACAACGACGGAAACGACGACGAAGACGACGACAAAGACUACCACGUCAACCACCACACUUCCUCCUCUUCAAGGCUGGAAGGAAGUAGAGGAGAGCCCCUUAGAAGCACUAAAGAACGAACCCGACCUCUCAAUCCUCAGCAAGGCUCUUGAGUCAAACCCCCUCACUCAGGGAGAUUCACUCAUCACCCGAUUAGCGAUCACUUUAUUUGCUCCAACGGAUGACGUGCUGUCGCAGUUGGCCGUCAAAAUGGACGAACUUGCUGAGAUGGUGAUGGCUGCUCACACUUAG